GUGAGAAACAAGGCAGAGAUUCAGUGUUUCUGUGUGCCUCAGUAGACAGCUCAGUUCCCUGCUAGUUUCCAACUAUCCUUAUUUAGGGAAGACCUGCUUUGACAUUCCUGGACCCUCCUCAGGAACCGAUCCCUGUGACCGGUAUCAAAACUUCAGUCCGAUUGCCUAUUGUUUUGCUGACGCUGUUCAACUUUAAAGGAUUAAAAGACAUAGGAAGGGGACAACUUCAUUUUUAUUUGAUCCAAGCGAGACAAUAACUUCGACUUUAAAGUUUAAUUGCUUGUCUAUGUGUCACACAAUUUGCUGUAUCUCCUUAAAUUCGGGACCCCAUUGGAGAAACUUCACUAACCCAAGUGUCCAUCAUCAAGAGUACUCUAGAUUGAAAUCAUCUUUCUGAGUUGCCUGCACUAGAAGGGGAAGGAAAAAAGGGAAAACUGAAAUAAGAAUGAUGACGUUUCUUCCUUCGGCAGUAACAAUGCUGUUGGCAUUGUCAGUAUUUGUGAAAGCACAGAAGCUACCAACUCGAGAUGAAGAACUUUUCCAGAUGCAGCUAGAGGACAAAUCACUCUUCCAUGAUUCUUCAGUAAUUCCUGAUGGGGCGGAGAUCGGGGGCUACCUAUUCCGGGAUAAUCCUAAAAGGUAUUAUUUUGUUGUGGAAGAGGACAACACACCACUAGCGGUCACUGUAACACCCUGCGAUGCUCCAUUAGAGUGGAGGUUAAGCCUUCAGGAACUUCCAGAGGAUGCCAGUGGAGAAGGUUCAGGUGACCCAGAACCACUUGACCAGCAGAAACAACAAAUUAUCAAUGAGGAAGGUACAGAACUAUUUUCUUACAAAGGCAAUGAUGUGGAGUCAUUUGUGGCCUCAAGUUCAUCAUCUGGUUUGUAUCAGUUAGAGCUUAUUUCAACUGAAAAAGAUACACAUUUCAAAGUGUAUGCCACUACAACUCCAGAAUCUGAUCAGCCUUAUCCUGAGUUGCCCUAUGACCCUCGCAUUGAUGUCACCUCUCUUGGGCGCACCACAGUCACUCUGGCAUGGAAACCCAGUCCAACAGCUUCCCUUUUAAAACAACCACUUCAGUACUGUGUAGUUCUUAACAAGGAGCAUAACUUUAAAAGCCUGUGUGCUGUUGAAGCAAAAAUAAAUGCAGAUGAUGCAUUUAUGAUGGCUCCCAAACCAGGACUGGACUUCAGUCCUUUUGAUUUUGCACACUUUGGCUUUACAGCAGAUGAUGAUUCUGUCCGUGACCGUUCUAUUGUGACAAAACCCUCCACCAAGCUGGUGCGCCAGCUAGCGGCCAAGCAGAAAGUGGACCUUCAAAGAAUGUGCAUUGGAAACAAAAACAUUUUUACAGUGUCUGACCUUAAGCCUGAUACCCAGUAUUAUUUUGAUGUUUUUGCAGUAAAUACUCUGACCAACAUGAGCACAGCAUAUGUCGGAACUUUUGCAAAGACUAAGGAAGAAGCCAAACAAAAGAAUGUUGAACUUAAGGAUGGGAAGGUUACAGAUGUUUUUGUCAAGAGAAAAGGUGCCAAGUUCUUGCGGUUUGCUCCAGUUUCUUCCCACCAAAAAGUAGCAUUUUAUGUCCAUUCUUGUUUGGAUGCUGUUCAAAUUCAAAUUAGAAGAGAUGGAAAACUUUUGCUUUCUCAAAAUGUCGAAGGUGUGCGCCAGUUUCAGUUCAGAGGAAAACCUAAAGCUAAAUAUCUUCUUAGGUUGAAAGGCAGUAAAAAAAGUGCAUCUGUACUGAAGCUCCUAGCUAGCACCAAACUCAACAAACAACCGUUCCCUUCCCUUCCUCAAGACACCAGAAUCAAAGCUUUUGACAAGCUACGUACAUGUUCUUCUGUCACCGUGGCAUGGCUAGGCACACAAGACAGAAAUAAAUUUUGCGUUUACAAAAAAGAAGUGGAUGAUAAUUACACAGAAGACCAAAAGAAAAGAGAGCAGAACCAGUGUAUGGGACCUGACACAAGGAAAAAAUCAGAGAAGGUCAUUUGCAAAUAUUUCCACAGUCAGAACAUACACAAAGCUGUCACUACAGAGACAAUUAAAGGUUUGCUACCAGGAAAGUCCUACUUGUUAGAUGUUUAUGUCAUUGGACAUGGUGGGCACUCUGUCAAGUAUCAAAGCAAACUUGUUAAGACACGAAAGUUCUGUUGAAGGACCUUGUAUAUAGAAGAAAACAAAAGUUUAUAGAACUCCAAUCUAAACAUUAUUUUACUUUAAAAUACACAGACUGACUACUUACACAACUGAAAAGUUGUGAUAUGUAUUUGUACUUUAUAGAAAGAUAUCAUCCUGUAUAUUUAUGUUUACAAAAGUCAGUGGUUUUGUGGAGGGUCUAUGCUUGGUGUUGUCAAACAGCACCAGGCAUCUGCAUUCAUCUGUGUCCGCAGCAAAGAACCAUAAUGUGUAGGAAACAGAAAUAGAAUUCAAAUGCAGCAGGAAAUGUUUGAAGGAGCUGCCAUUUUCUUGCCUUCCAAACUGCAUGAACUGUGUUUAAGUUAUUUUGUUAGCUAAAACUUCAAAGGCAAGUCAGUAAAUACAUGCCUUGUUCUACACACAAGCAAACCUAUGAACAAGAAACACACAUUUAGAUGCUAGAAAUUCUGUAAAUUAUUUUAUAGAGUCUUGUCUUAAAUGUCUAUAUGUUUCAUGACUGUAAAGUAUUAAAAUCAGGUUCAUUAAAAUACAGACAGAGGCUGAUGUAUCCAA
Messenger RNA from Protopterus annectens (West African lungfish), 2716 nucleotides. It is a transcript of the gene NDNF, whose product is annotated as neuron derived neurotrophic factor. The transcript is spliced from 4 exons. Gene Ontology annotation, molecular function: protein binding. Lineage: Eukaryota; Metazoa; Chordata; Ceratodontiformes; Protopteridae. The record is from RefSeq and is a predicted model, not a curated record. Gene Ontology annotation, biological process: extracellular matrix organization. Bases 446 to 2161 code for a protein of 571 amino acids.